AUGUCUCCCAUCCGCUUUGGAAUUCUCAUGGUACCCUACCAGACUCUCGAUGUCGCCGGGCCAGUGGACAUCCUCUCUUCGUGCUCCCAGCCAUACCUCCAAGUCAUGGAGAAGGGCGGUGCGGUCCCCAAAGGCACCUCAGGCGCCGGCCUCGAGAUUGAAUUCCACUACGUGAGCACCGAUAUGAAGCCCGUCCAACACACAGGCAACCUGCAGUCCCUGCCAACCACCACCUGCAACGCAUGUCCCCCUCUCGACUACCUGUUGAUCGGCGGACCAGCACCAGACUACCAGCUACCGGAGACUUUCGCAUCCUUGAUCCGCGUCCGGGCUCAGGAGGUCAAGGCCAUUUUCACGACCUGUACAGGCGCCUUGCUGCUCGCUCAAACGGGUCUUUUGGACGGUAAAAAUGCGACCGUCAAUCAUGUGCUCCUGCCGUAUGCUCGGAUGCAGUACCCGUCGGUCCACUGGAGCGACUCGCAGCAGUGGGUCAUUGACGGACGCUUCUGGACUGCUUCUGGGGCGUGUGCCGGGAUGGAUAUGUUCGCGCACUGGGUGACGGAGAAUUGCCAUCCGGAUGUUGUUCGGGGCGGCUUUGCGAGUUUGGAUUUUGCACCUAGAGACAUCUACGGGAAGCCCCAGAGUAUCUUAAGCAAUCAUGCUGCAGAAUAA
This is a messenger RNA of Aspergillus thermomutatus, 672 nucleotides long. RefSeq lists its product as uncharacterized. The transcript has a single exon. Bases 1 to 672 code for a protein of 223 amino acids. NCBI's taxonomy places the organism in Eukaryota, Fungi, Ascomycota, Eurotiomycetes, Eurotiales, Aspergillaceae. The record is from RefSeq and is a predicted model, not a curated record.